Molecule: messenger RNA, 300 nt
Organism: Eruca vesicaria subsp. sativa (arugula)
Lineage: Eukaryota; Viridiplantae; Streptophyta; Magnoliopsida; Brassicales; Brassicaceae
Source: the annotation of a GenBank genome assembly
AUGGCCUCAAGUUCUAUGAGCUCGAUCUCGUCUUGGACGUCUAAGCAAAAUAAGAUGUUCGAGAGGGCUUUAGCCGUUUACGAUAAAGACACUCCCGACCGUUGGCAAAACGUCGCCAAAGCAGUCGGAAGUAAAUCGGCAGAGGAAGUCAAAUGUCACUACGACAUUCUGAUUGAAGAUCUCAUGAACAUAGAACACGACUUAGUCCCGUUGCCUAAAUACAAGACCGUGGAUGAUGCAAGUAAAUCAAGAGGCAUCACUGAUUUUGAUUGGAGGUAUAAGCUCUUCGUGUCAUUUUAG